AUGAAGGUCGCUGCUCUUGUCUCUCUUUUCGCUCUGGCUUCGGCCCUCCCCUCCCUUGAACGUCGUGGCAUCAACGACGCUGCUGUUGAACUCAUCGGCGAACUGGAGGGUUUCCGCCCCGACUUCUACUACAUUAACGGCCACAAGACCGUCGGGUAUGGCCAUGACUGCGUCGCCAAGCAGGACUGCGGUAGCAUCAAGACACCGAUCAGCAAGGCCGAAGGGGCCGCACUGCUGAAGAAGGACCUUGCCGGAUACGAGAAGUGCGUCUGCAAAAUGCAGAAUGCCAAGGAGCUGAAUGCCAACCAGUAUGGCGCGCUGGUCAGCUUCGCGUACAACUCGGGCUGCGGCGGCGUGCAGUCCUGGUGGCAUGGGGCGAUGGCGAAGAAGAAUUUCAAGGGAAUCUGCGAGGCCUUGCCCACGACCAACACCCUGAAUGGAUUGUUGACCAACCGUCGGAAGAAGGAGGGUGCGUUUUGCAGCAAGCCGACCGACAAGCUGUCGGGCUGUUAG
Molecule: messenger RNA, 513 nt
Organism: Aspergillus tanneri
Lineage: Eukaryota; Fungi; Ascomycota; Eurotiomycetes; Eurotiales; Aspergillaceae
Product: lysozyme
Exons: 2
Coding region: 1-513 (170 amino acids)
Biological process (GO): cell wall macromolecule catabolic process; peptidoglycan catabolic process
Molecular function (GO): lysozyme activity
Source: RefSeq, a predicted model, not a curated record